Messenger RNA from Nematolebias whitei (Rio pearlfish), 690 nucleotides. RefSeq names its product XIAP associated factor 1 (gene xaf1). The record is from RefSeq and is a predicted model, not a curated record. Bases 1 to 690 code for a protein of 229 amino acids. The transcript has 6 exons. NCBI's taxonomy places the organism in Eukaryota, Metazoa, Chordata, Actinopteri, Cyprinodontiformes, Rivulidae. Gene Ontology annotation, molecular function: zinc ion binding.
AUGGCAGCCCACCGGAAGACACCGGAAGACAUGUAUGACACCGCGCCCCCUGUGGCCGCUCUGGAGAACUGCAGCAGAACAACUUUCACUUUCUGUUCUGCUCCAAAGCAACAGUCCAUGGAGGAGACUCGAACCUGCGACAAAUGCCACAAGGAGGUUGCAGAGGCCAACUUCGCUCUGCAUGAAACCCACUGCAGCCGUUUCUUGUGUGUGUGUCCCGACUGUGAUGAACCGGUUCCCCAAGACCAGCUGAGCCAACACAGAGAGGAGCAGCACAGUCAGGUGAAAUGCUCCAAGUGCCACAAGAAGAUGGAACAAUGUCACCUAUCGGAUCACCAGUCUGAGGAGUGUGCAGAGCGCCUGCGCACGUGUCCGUUCUGCGAGCUGGAGGUGCCGUGGAAGGACCUGCGUGAACACAGUGUGGUCUGUGGGUGUCGCACGGAGCUCUGCGGGGACUGCGGCCGCUACGUCCAGCUGAGGGACCUGCCAGGUCACAGCUCCACCUGCUCAGCCGCCGGCGGAGGACAGGACACAGGUGUAAAGAUGACAGCAGCGAGCCCAGCAGACCUCUCUGACCUGGGUCCAGCGCUCGACGGGCUUCCCUCAGCAGAACCAGAGAGCUGCCACACGCGGACGGGCUCAUUUCCACAUGACCACUUGGACCAGCACGAGGAGCAGCUGAUCACAUGA